AUGGAGCUUACCCCAACAGCAUUUGUUCCGAAGCCGAUUCGUAUUGUCGUCAUAGGUGCUGGGAUAUCGGGCAUCCAGUUCUUGAAGGACGUAACCACGCGAUUGCCAAACGUCAACAUCACGGUUUAUGACAAGAACAGUCAAGAAGGAGGAACUUGGGCUGAGAACAGAUAUCCUGGGUGUGCAUGCGAGAUCCCAUCCCACGCCUACCAGUACAGCUGGAACCCCAACCCCCGUUGGAGCCGCCUGUAUGCCGAGGCGGCUGAAAUCUUGGACUAUCUCAAAUCAACGGUGACUAAGUUCGAUCUCAGACGAUAUAUUCAAUUCGGUACAACCCGCACCGGGGCAAACUGGGAUGAGAAGAACUCUGAAUGGAACGUUUCUCUGCAAAGCAACGGGAUUACUAAUAAUGAAGUCUCGGUCAAGUGUGAUGUUUUUGUCAUUGCUGUCGGAAGGCUGAACAACUGGAAGCUACCAGACAUAGAUGGUCUCGAUAUGUUCCAGGGGCGUGUGAUACACACGGCAAACUGGCCCCAAGGCCUAGACUAUCGUGGCAAAGAUGUAGCUGUCAUAGGAAAUGGGGCCAGUUCAACCCAAUGUUUAGCUAGCUUACGCAAAGACGCGAGAUCCAUCACUAACUUUGUUCGUGGACCAACAUGGCUGGUUCCGCAUGUAUUUUCUAGCAAUGGAGAACCGCAGGUCAAUUGUCAGCAUUAUCUACCCUACACACAAGCCCGAACCACCUCUGACAGGCGGACAGAUUCCCACGAUACUAUCAAGAAAUUCGAGACCGAGCCCGAUUCGUACCUUCAAUUCCGCCUAAAGAUCGAGAAAAAGCUGGCCUAUAGCUUCAGAGGUCUCUGGGCCAACUCGAACGCUGCUAAAGAAUUCACUCAAAAUGCAAAGCAGCACAUGACCAAUAAAAUUAACGAUCAACAGACUUUGAAGGCUCUUCUUCCUACCGAGUAUAAAGCUGGUUGUCGUCGCUUCACGCCUGCCGAUAAGUAUUUGGAGGCUCUAGACCAGUCAAAUGUAGAGCUCGUUUCAACCCCAAUCAAGCAGGUGGAGGGAAAUGCUAUCAUCACGACUGAUAACAAACGGCGAACAUAUGACAUGAUCGUCUGUGGCACAGGCUUUGAGCCAUACGCGCCGAGGUUUCCGAUCAAAGGGAGCGGAACAGCUAACUUGUCAGAGCUAUGGUCAACGGAUGGGGGCUAUGAGAGUUACUUGGCAGCAACAGUCGCUGGUUUCCCCAACUUUUUCGUGUUUAAUCCACCUAUCUGUCCUGUUAAUGGUUCAGCGUACCCUGGGAUUGAGCGUACGAGUGAUUACAUCAUCAGAGUCAUCGACAGGCUACAGAAGGAUCACUUAAGGUCAGUCUGUAUCAAAAAAUCAGCCCAGGACGCCUUCAACCGCUGGGUUCAAUCACGCAUGCCAGAGAUGGUAUGGUCGGAGCCAUGCUCAUCGUGGUAUAAGUCCAACGAAAAGGUAAUUGUUCCAUGGCCAGGAACAAUACUUCACUACUACGCCGCAACUGAAAUAGUGCGAUGGGAGGACUACGAUCUCAAGUUUGAAGAGGAUGACCAAAAGUUUGCAAGUUUCGGGAAUGGUAUUACAGUAGAAGGAUUCACUCCGCAAAGUAUACCUUGGCUUUAA
Molecule: messenger RNA, 1656 nt
Organism: Fusarium redolens
Lineage: Eukaryota; Fungi; Ascomycota; Sordariomycetes; Hypocreales; Nectriaceae
Exons: 6
Coding region: 1-1656 (551 amino acids)
Molecular function (GO): flavin adenine dinucleotide binding; N,N-dimethylaniline monooxygenase activity; NADP binding
Source: RefSeq, a predicted model, not a curated record